CAGAACAGUGUGAAACAAAGGCAGGCAGUGCAGUGCAGGACUAUGCAGAGCAGCACCUCGGAGAUGCUUUCACUAACAGCGGGCAGCAUCUACCAUGGCACCAGCAUGGAGGUUUGCAGUUUGAGCUGAGGAUGGCAGGAGACUCUUGCAUCCACAUGGACCACGACAUGGAAACAGGAGUGACACCCAGAGAGCAGGUGAAGAAACUCCCAAAACACUUGAGAGAGGUGCAGAUCUCAACAGAUCACACUCAUCUGAUCGCAGAACCAUUGAAAAAACCCCGGCAGCGUUAUGUGCAAAAAGAUGGAAAGUGCAAUGUGCACCAUGGCAAUGUUCAGGAAACCUACCGCUAUCUUAGUGACCUCUUCACAACUUUGGUGGAUUUGCGGUGGCGCUUCAGCUUCUUCAUCUUUACUCUGGUCUAUGUGCUGAACUGGCUCUUCUUUGGGUUCCUCUGGUGGCUAAUUGCACUCAUUAGAGGGGAUCUGUUGCACAUGAAUGAGGAAGGAUGGACCCCGUGUGUGGAGAACCUCAAUGGGUUUGUCUCUGCUUUCCUCUUCUCUAUUGAAACAGAAACGACUAUAGGCUAUGGUUACCGGGUGAUUACAGAGAAGUGUCCAGAAGGAAUCAUCCUUCUCCUGGUGCAAGCCAUCCUGGGUUCGAUUGUCAAUGCCAUGAUGGUGGGCUGCAUGUUUGUGAAGAUUUCACAGCCCAAGAACCGGGCUGAAACUCUCAUGUUCUCACAUAAGGCUGUGAUCUCGGUUCGGGACAACAAACUGUGCCUAAUGUUCCGUGUGGGAGACCUGCGGAACUCCCAUAUUGUGGAAGCCUCAAUUCGAGCCAAGCUGAUCCGCUCAGAGCAGACCAAAGAGGGUGAGUUCAUCCCACUCAAUCAGACGGACAUCAACAUCGGCUUUGAUACAGGGGAUGAUCGCCUCUUCCUGGUGUCGCCCCUCAUCAUUUCACAUGAGAUCAAUGAGAAGAGCCCAUUCUGGGAAAUGUCACAGGCACAGAUGGAGAAGGAGGAAUUUGAAAUUGUGGUGAUUCUGGAGGGCAUGGUAGAGGCCACAGGCAUGACUUGCCAGGCACGUAGCUCCUACUUGGACUCUGAGGUGCUUUGGGGUUAUCGCUUCACUCCUGUGCUCUCGCUGGAAAAAGGAUUCUAUGAGGUGGACUACAACAACUUCCAUGACAUCUACGAGACCAAUACACCCUCUUGUAGUGCCAAAGAGCUAGCAGCCAGACUGAGAGAAGGCCAGCUGCUCCCUCAAAUGCUGAGACCCGAAUCCAGGCCAAAUAUCCUGGACCCUGCCCUCCCAACAAUACAGAAGAGUGAGCAGGAGAAAGGAGCAGAAACUAACAACGGUUCAGCCAACCCUCAAGGGGAAAGUCCCUGAGGAAAUCUCUAACAUAGAAAUAUUAAGAAAAAACCCUGAUUAGAGAUUGUUUUCACUUUAUCCUGAUGAGUAACUGUCCUGCAAUACUAUACCAAAUUUCUCACAGAUUCUGUAUGAUGCAAGAUUGAGGCUUGAGAAAAAGACAUGAAAAUACACAUGCUGCAUAUCAACAUAGAACAAAAUAUUUUUUACUUCAGUCUGAAAUAUAUUUUCAUUACACUGACCAAUGGACAAUAUCCUGGGAAUCUGGUAAGUAGCCAUACCCCACUCAAUGCAGUAUUGCAGGCUGCAAUUAUGCACUCAGAAAGAAUGACUUUGACAAGUCAUACACUGCACUGCACCCUAAUUAAAUCUAUCAGGUUUUCUAGACAUGAUGCACUUUUAGCUAAGAGGUAAAUGCAAUAUUGCAGUGUUGCUGGCCCAGGGAAGCCAGUCAUGCUCUACUGUAUAUAUUUCUGCUAUUUUCUGUUUCCACUAUGUCCUAAUUGUUUGGAAAAGUUAGGAUUACUCAUGAAUAGUCUCAUGAGGCCAGAUGUGAUCAUCAUAACAUGACUAUACUUAAGAGGUCAAUUUAAAGUUUUGACACAAAUGAAGGCAUGCCCCCUCUAAAACUCAUCCAGAAAUUCCUCUAGUUUACUUUUUUUUUCCUACAUCUGGAGUGACGUAGUGAAAUGCUAACAAAACAGAACUUUUUCCUUGGAAAGAGGUAAUGUUUAUUUUUACCACAUGUAAUGUGUUCACCACAAACGUGACACACAUACAUGCUUUAUUGGAGUUUUUUUUGAAGGGACUUUGUAACUUAUAUUACAUCCACCUCCUAACAGGCUUGUUGUCUGCCAGACAGUGUUCACGAAUGCACCAUCACCUGCUACUUUAUAAUCCUUGAAGCAUUGUAUUGGUUUAGAAAUUUCACACUCUUUUGUCUCCUGAUAAGUCCAUUAUUCCACCGUAUUUAGACCAAAGUUUCUGAUAGUUGACCCCAGAUGUUCUUGUUACGAGAUGUUCUUGUUACGAGAUGUUACGAGACUUCUGACUCCACAGGUACAGAGACAUGGGAACGUGUUUUCAGGUAAGGAUGAUGAAAUUCUAAGCAGCAAAUACAUAGUGAGAGACACUGUAAGUACACAGUGAUGUCAUGCAAAAUGUAUAUGCCUUUUUAUUCAUUUAAUUUUUUUUAGAUCAUUUACAUCAAACAGAAAAUCCCACAACAUGCUAUGAUGUGGUGACACAAAAAUAAAGUGAUACAGAAAAGCUAUUGCACACCUUGCCCACUCAGCACUAGGGGUUGCUACACAAUUUUUCAUGUCACUUUUGUUUCCUAACUAGUAAUAUUUUCUGUAGUAGAUUUUCCACACUCACACUUUCUCUCUCUGUCUCCCUCUCUAUCUCUCUUCUUGACAAAGUCACAGUGGAUCUUUGCAGCCAGGCCAAAGUUAGGAGUUGAUCAGUGAUGAAUGCUCUUAUCUGUCAGGCACAAUCAGCAAUGCUAGGACAAUGAAUGAUGUUUAUAGUGUUUUACAGGUAUUUAAAAUACCAGUUUAUACCAGCAUGUAGUAUGGUAAUCCAGACACAUAAUUUCAGGCUCAAAUUCAAUAGACUAAAUAUACAAGACAUUGUUCCAGAAAAACAAUAUUCAGCCACUUUGGGUCUCAGAAAUAGCCUGCAACUCUGCAAACACUUUUACUCUGGACACAAAUUUGCUUUUGAUUCAACUACAACCCAACAAUGUGCCCAACAGCAAUAGAUUUGGCUCCUGUAAUAACAGUGCAUGGCUAUACUGCAGAUAUAUGUAAGUAAUUUUGACUUGGAGUGCAUAGUAGGGACCUUGAUAGUUUGCUUAUCUGAAUAUGCUCCUGCCACAUUUUCACUGUAAUCACUUUGGUACUCCCUUCACAUUAUAAGCUUAACAACUGUAAUUUUUUGAUGCUGUUCCACUUAGAGAAGAUGGCAGAUCAGAUAACAUGCUUUUUAAGACUCAAGCACAAUCACAGCAGUGGCAGAAACAUUGGUAUCUGGUGCAACAAUCUAAAUAAAAGCAGAUGUCACUGUUUAUUCAGAGUGUAUUUCAGAAUUGCAUCUGAAACUUAAUUUGUAUACUACUACAAAACUGUAUUUAGUAUAUUGUUUUUGUUCACUUACAAAAAUCUAUGUAUCUAGUAGCUUAGUUAUUAUCUCUGCCUGGUUUAUAAUAAGGAUAUAUUCAUUUUUCUCUUGAAAAACUAUUCUGGAGUUUCAUAUAUGCGAGGUUACAACACCUUGAAUUACAUUUAUUCUGAAGAACUGAUUUGUAGUGUGAGCAUGAAUUAGAACCAGCAGGCAAACUCUACACUUGACAAACUCUAGACUUCAAUACAGGGUAUUUUCUAAGGCAUGAAAAUUCAUUAAAAAACUUUAAAGAAAUAUAAAACAAAACAAUGUAGAGAUCAAAAUUUAUGGUUUGAAUGUACUUCAAAUAUUCAAGUAUGUACUGUCAAAUUUCAUUUGCAUUUAACAGAAUAUUUACCCAAGCGCAAGCAUAUGUUUUCUGUUUGGGAUUCCGUAGAUUUCACCUUUGCUGACAUUUAAUGUAUCCUCUGUGUCUUCAAUGGAAAUAAACUCUUAAUUACCUAAAUUAA
This is a messenger RNA of Pygocentrus nattereri (red-bellied piranha), 4012 nucleotides long. It is a transcript of the gene kcnj5, whose product is annotated as potassium inwardly rectifying channel subfamily J member 5. The record is from RefSeq and is a predicted model, not a curated record. The transcript has 4 exons. The coding region runs from base 132 to 1397 and encodes 421 amino acids. Gene Ontology annotation, molecular function: G-protein activated inward rectifier potassium channel activity. Gene Ontology annotation, biological process: potassium ion import across plasma membrane; regulation of monoatomic ion transmembrane transport. Gene Ontology annotation, cellular component: plasma membrane. NCBI's taxonomy places the organism in Eukaryota, Metazoa, Chordata, Actinopteri, Characiformes, Serrasalmidae.